This is a messenger RNA of Leptidea sinapis, 1724 nucleotides long. RefSeq names its product GATOR complex protein NPRL3 (gene Nprl3). The transcript is spliced from 10 exons. Gene Ontology annotation, cellular component: GATOR1 complex. The record is from RefSeq and is a predicted model, not a curated record. Lineage: Eukaryota; Metazoa; Arthropoda; Insecta; Lepidoptera; Pieridae. Gene Ontology annotation, biological process: positive regulation of autophagy; TORC1 signaling; negative regulation of TORC1 signaling. The coding region runs from base 345 to 1724 and encodes 459 amino acids.
AAAAUAUUUAUGUGCUUCGUUUACUUUAUUUAUUUGUUCUAAAAUAUUAAUAAAUGUUGUAUUACUUUGUCGAUUAACAUUAUACUGCUGUACAGUUAACAAUUAAAAUAAAAUAGCAUCCCUUGCCCAAGUUUUCAGACAAUAUAUAGUAUACAAUGUAAUGUAAAAAUGUACGAUGUGUCAGUAAAUUAAAAAUGUAUAAAUUCUAUUUUGCUCCUUGCAAUUGCAGUGUCGUCAGUCGUGAUAUCGUCAACAAAUACCAUAAUUUAAAGUAAAAAUACUUACCAAUAAUAUUAUUGAUCUGUGCAAGAACUGUUUGUGAAUUGUUUCUCAAAUUUCAAAACAUGGAAGUAAACCCAUUGAACAUAUUCUUUGUGAAAUCUGAUAGCAAAGGUGACAGGCUGUUGUUUAGAUAUCCAUACACUCUAGAGAACAAAGAUGAAAGGAAGCAAGAAAAGUGUGGCCGCCACAAUCCUUACGCCAUCCACAUAACAGAAGAUCUUCUUCAAAACCCUCAGUCUCAAACAUCAAAUAUCUGUAAAGGUCAACUAAGUGGCUUCACAGAUGAAAUGCUCUCUACAUUGUUUGCUGUCAAAGCUGAGCUCUGUAAUCGGAAAUUUGAGCUCAAGGUUAAUGAUGUGAGAUUUGUGGGACACCCAACACUACUUCCUUAUAGAACAAACAAGGAUGAUACCGCUGCCAUGAUUCUCAUCAACAUUGUAUUUGCCUUGCAAGCAUCUGCCAGUCAUUCAAUAGUUAAGUGCUACUAUGAUUUGAGCAAAAGGCUUGGUAAAGCAUUAAGACACGAAGAGAAGAGGUGUUCCUAUUUAACCGAAGAAAUGAAAAUAAUGUUGGCAGCCCAUGACGAAUUAUCGACAUUAGAUGGUGAAGUGAAUUCGGGUGAGAAUGAUGAGGAAAACUCACGUCAUUCGAGAAGUACGCUGGCCAGAUCGAUGAAGGCUGUUUUUGAAGAAUUGAGUAGUACAGGAAUUGUACAAGUUAGAAUUAACAAAUGGGUGCUACUUUCAUUCUGUUUGCCACAAAAAGCUCACCAAAUGCACAACAAGGGACUUAUAAUUGAACCAGAGACAAUAGAUAAAUGUGUACAAAGACUAAGGCCAUAUCAUGGGAUUCUGUUAAUGGUUGAUCCAAACGACUUGCUGGCAUCAAUACCAUUGGACAGUAGUCAGGCACUACUACGUCUAAUAAAAGCUUACAGUCCCUUAAAGAGCUUGCAAACUUUAGCUAUAGAGGCCGAUAUAAGUUUAACGCAGGCGUUUCAACUGACCGGUCACCUAGUGUAUUGGGCAAAGGCAACUGUCAUAUAUCCUCUGUGUGAAGGCAAUGUAUAUGUGGUUGCCCCAGGAGCGAAUAUACACAUACACUCGCAGCUGGUUGAGGAAUUUGCGAAAGAAUUUCCUGGUCUAUGUCUCUUGCAGAUGUUGAGUGAGUUCUCGUUGCCCGCGCCGCUGUGGUACGUGUGCCGCAGCGGCGUGUCCACCGGCGAGUGGGGCCCGCGGGGCGGGGUGCGGGGCGGGGCCGGGGGGAGCGGGGCGGGACGCCUCGCCCGGCGCGUGGCGUGGCUACUGCGGCGCCGACUGCUGCUGCAGCUACACACCUACGUACAGUUCAACUCGCCGCACUGGCCGCGGCAACGAUCACACGGACACCCCGAGCAUGUGUUUGUUGAAUUAUCAGAAAUAAGAGGAAAGACUGAGACAUGA